Molecule: messenger RNA, 1135 nt
Organism: Gavialis gangeticus (Gharial)
Lineage: Eukaryota; Metazoa; Chordata; Crocodylia; Gavialidae
Product: deoxyuridine 5'-triphosphate nucleotidohydrolase
Exons: 1
Biological process (GO): dUMP biosynthetic process; dUTP catabolic process
Molecular function (GO): magnesium ion binding; dUTP diphosphatase activity
Source: RefSeq, a predicted model, not a curated record
UUGACAUUGUUCAGACAUUUCAUGUUCUGUACCACCCGCAGGCAGCAGGCCUCAUUGUGAGAUGGAAUGGUCAACUGAAGUAAUUACUGACCAAAACAUUGGGUCCGACCCUCCAGGGGUGGCCCUCUCAACUGCCUAAAAUGGUGGCUACCCUUAAUAAUAAAAACUUGUCAAAGGACAAUCAUCUAUGGAUAGGAUGCAUGAAUGUGGGAAGACAGGGGUGGAGGAGGGAGCAUUGGGAGAGACAAUGCUCCCAUUAACCAUAAAACCAAUACAGAAUCAUAAACCUUUUUUUCUUCCCGUCCCCAUGACUGUGGGAUCAGUGGAUAUGGAUUGAGAAGCACCUGAAGCAGGUACAUUGGAUGUGGAACAAACAGCAAUAGUACUUUUGAAUUGGUUUGUGGAUUUACCUCCUGGCUGGUUUGGGCAAAUACAAUCUCAGUUGUGGCUUGCAGCUUGAGGGGUGGUGACCAAGGGAGGUGUGAUUGACCCAGAAUACUGGAGGGAGGCGAAAAUCAUACUACACAAUCAGGGGAAAACUCCUUUUGCCUGGGCACAGGGAGAUUGAAUAGCCCAAUUAUUGCUUCUACCUGCUCCCUUUGUGUCCGUUAAUGGUCAGAUAUCAAGUUCUUGAAAGAUGCAGCAUCAGGAUAGAUCUGAAUCUUUGGGGCAACGGGUAUGGGUAACCCAACCGGGGAAGGAUCCUAUACCUUCUGAAGUCAUAGCUGAGGGAGAAGGUAAUACUGAUUGGGUAGCAUCUAGGGGUGGAAAUCGAUACCAUUUGAGACCUAGGGACCAAUUGAAAGCAAGGGGAUUAUAACCCUUAGCAUUCAAUCUAGAUGACAGCCCAAUGGGAUGUUGAAGAUGCUGUUGGGUGGACUGAUUGGCUAGUAGCCACCUUCUCCAGACUGACAACAUUAAUCAGAUUGGUACAUGCUAUACGGCAGAGCCUCUUUGGAAGAAACCUGUUUUUGCUAUGCAUCACUUUAACUUUGUCAUGUACUGUUUUGUGUGUUUGUCUUUCUUGUAUCUCUGUAGAGAUGCAGUCUUUGCAGCUACCUACCAAUACCACGGGGGAUGGGUAGGUGCAACUUGGAACUGCAUUUCCAGCAAUUAUACAUGCCCCCUGGUUCAU